UAUUGGCUUAUCCUCAGAUGUUUACAUUAAAUUGUAGCAGUUUUGUACUCUUUAAAAACUUUAAGUAGUAAUUUUCACAAGAUUUAGGAAGACACAAUCAUUUAUUGUUGAACCUGUUACCCUUUUAAUUUUAACACAAUGCGUGUCGUUGCUUUAAUAAGUGGUGGAAAAGAUUCGAUAUAUAACGCUAUGCUAGCUCAAGCAGAAGGACAUGAGAUAGUUGCUCUGGCUAAUCUUCACCCAAAAGAUAAAGAUGAAUUAGAUUCUUACAUGUACCAAACAGUGGGUCAUCAAGGCAUUGAAAAAAUUGCCGAAGCCAUGGAAUUGCCUCUCUAUAGGAAGGAGACUGAAGGAACUUCGCUGCAAAAAGGAAAAUCAUACGAACCAACAUGCAACGACGAAGUAGAAGACCUCUUUGACCUAUUGAGAGAGAUUAAAGACAAAGAAAAUAUUAGUGGAGUUGCAUGUGGUGCAAUUCUCUCCGAUUAUCAACGAGUAAGGGUAGAGAAUGUUUGUCAACGACUUCAACUUAUCUCUCUAACCUACUUGUGGCGGCGAGAUCAGGCGGAAUUGCUACAAGAAAUGAUUGACUGUAAAAUAGAAGCGAUUCUUAUUAAAGUAGCUGCACUGGGACUGAUGCCCAAUCACCUUGGGAAAUCAUUGUCUGAAAUGAAGUCGCAUCUUCUUGCCAUGCACGACAAAUAUACAUUAAAUGUUUGCGGUGAAGGAGGAGAAUACGAGACUUUUACACUUGACUGUCCUCUCUUUAAAAAACGCAUAAUUGUUGAAGAUAUGCAAAUGGUUUUAAGUUCAGCUGAUCCCAUUUGUCCGGUUGGAUACAUCAAUUUCACAAAGUUAAAACUUGCCCCUAAAACGUCUCCCACGAAAUACAAAAUAAAAACAAGCAAAGAUUUUGUUCAAAUUCACAACUUAGACAACGAAAUUUUGGACGAAAUUCAAAAGGAUUUAUUUCCGACUACCGAUGCCAAAGAAUCUAAUUGUGCCUUAUUAGAAAAAGCAACAACAAAUAUUAGUGUGGGGAAUUCAGUAUUUGUUCAAAACAAGCCGCAAAAAAUACUCAAUAAAAAAGGAUGGCUUUUUAUCUCUGGGAUUGAGUGCAGUUCAACAGACCCGGCACUUGCAAUAACGGAGGGACUUUGCGAACUAGAAAGCAUGCUUGUUUCAGAAAAUGCAUCACUCAAAGAUUUGGUAAACAUAAUACUUUAUGUUAAAAAUAUGAAAGAUUUCGCCAUUAUCAACUCAUCCUACAUAAAAAUUAUAAACUUUCAAAAUCCACCGACACGAGUGUGUGUUGAAUGUGAAUUACCAGAAUGCUGCACAAUAAUAGUUGAAGCAACUGCACACAAACCAAGAGACGAUUUUAGUAGAAAGACUGUUUUACAUGUUCAAGGCAUAAGUCAUUGGGCGCCCGCAAACAUAGGUCCUUAUAGUCAAUCCAUGAAGAUAGGCAAUAUAAUAUAUAUUUCUGGGCAGAUUGCAUUGAAUCCAGGUAGCUUAGAAAUAAUUGAUGGUGGAAUCGAUGUUCAAUGUUGUCUUGUAUUGAGGCACAUAAGCCGCAUUAUAGAGGCUAUGAAUGUGAAUGGAAAGCUUAGAGAUGUUCUACAGGGAAUCUGUUAUGUAACGAAUCAAAACGACAUUCAAAUAGCACGUAGAGUUUGGGAGGCACAGAGCACAAAUGCCAUCAUUGACUACGUGGUUGUAAAACGGCUUCCACGCAAUGCACUGGUUGAGUUACAAGUUUGGUUACAUCUUGGAAACGAUAAAUUUGAAUACGAAGAAACGGGCUGCUCCAUCGAUAACUUCACUGUUUCUCUCAAAAGAAGAUGGAAUUAUGAAAGCGAAUGCUCAUCAGGAAUAUGCACAAUUGGAAAUUAUUCAACAGGACAAACUAGUGAUAUGAGUGAAGAACAACUGCUUCAAGUGUUUGAUUACUUUAUUCGAAAAAUGUGCCCCGACGUUUUGCAUGCAAAUAAUGAAAUACAUACUCUAUACAUUAGAAUAUUCUACCAUGUCUCACAUACGCCACUUUUCUUGAGAGACGUCUUAGAUAAAUUACAUAAUGAAAGGAUCAACAUAAAAUUAGCGAUAACACUUGUACCUGUAUGUGGAUUUCAAUCAAAUUUUGACAUUAUAUCAAUGACUGCUAUUCGUCAUGAAUAAAUACAAAAAGUAGAUAAAUUUAAUAACCAUGUAUAAAAAAAAUAUAUAGUUAUUUAUAGCAAAACCGAAAUAAAAAUAAUUUUGUUG
Molecule: messenger RNA, 2268 nt
Organism: Culicoides brevitarsis
Lineage: Eukaryota; Metazoa; Arthropoda; Insecta; Diptera; Ceratopogonidae
Exons: 11
Coding region: 139-2181 (680 amino acids)
Biological process (GO): protein histidyl modification to diphthamide
Molecular function (GO): diphthine-ammonia ligase activity
Source: RefSeq, a predicted model, not a curated record